AUGGCGGCAUCACUGUUCACUUUCUCCUCCACUUCAAGAAGAGUCGUCCCAGCUCCAAACUCUCCUCCUCUUCCCAUAUACAUCAAAUCCACAAAUGUCGUUUUCAACCCUGAUAUACCAGAUGUUCAUCGCGGCCUCGGACUUGAUGAUUUUGUCAAUUUCUUGGUCUCCUGCCGACUUCGAUACGCCAUCAGUGAGGUUCCAUCAGAGUUCUUUCCCGAACAAGUAUGUGAGUUCUACUACACUGCAACGGUUAAUGAUGAAAACAACAUCAUCUCUAGAACUAUUGGGCGUGGACGACACUCAGUUUUUAUCACUGCUGAUCUCCUCAGCGUUGCGCUCCGGUUACCAAUUUUUGAGCCAUUCUCUGAGCUUCCAACAAUUGAACGCUGUCGACGCCUCUUUGAUAAACUAGGCUAUGAUCACUCGAAGGCUGGUGCUCGAUCAGCUCUCAUUCUGCGUCAAUGUAUGACUCCAGGAUUGAAGUUCUUCACCGGGGCACUGUGCAAAUGUGUGGGUCACAAAUCUCGCAGUGGUGAUCAACUGAAUAUUUAUGAGCAACAAGUUGUAUGUUCCCUUCUUCUCAACAAACGUCUUGAUUAUGGGGCUUUCUUCUUUGAUCAGCUUGUCCAACUUCUUCGUGCCAAUGUACGCGCUGAUCAUGUCCCCUUUCCACGCUGGAUUGCUCUUGUCCUGAAUAAAAUUUUCACUGAAGCCUACUACUCCCACUCUAGAAACCCUAUCCAAUGCCCACGCAUGUCAGUACGAAUGUAUUAG
Molecule: messenger RNA, 777 nt
Organism: Lactuca saligna
Lineage: Eukaryota; Viridiplantae; Streptophyta; Magnoliopsida; Asterales; Asteraceae
Source: the annotation of a GenBank genome assembly